GGGGCCCUGUGGACUGCCCUCUCCCCCCGCCCAGCCCCACCGCCACCCAGCGCCAGAGCACCUCCCGCUGUCGGUCCUCGGGCCUCGAGGGAGCCCAGCCCUCCGUCCCACCAGGAUCCGUGGCGAGUGGGGGCCGCGGCAGCUGCGUCCCCAUGAGGAGGGGAGGAAGAUGCCGGCUGAGCUGCUGCUGCUGCUGAUUGUUGCCUUCGCCAGCCCCAGCUGCCAGGUGCUCUCAUCACUGCGCAUGGCUGCAAUCCUGGAUGAUCAGACAGUGUGUGGCCGCGGUGAGCGUCUGGCCUUGGCCCUGGCCCGGGAGCAGAUCAACGGGAUCAUCGAGGUCCCAGCCAAGGCCCGAGUGGAAGUAGACAUCUUUGAGCUGCAGCGGGAUAGCCAAUACGAGACCACGGACACCAUGUGUCAGAUCUUACCCAAAGGGGUUGUGUCUGUCCUUGGGCCCUCCUCCAGCCCAGCAUCUGCCUCCACCGUGAGCCAUAUCUGUGGAGAGAAGGAGAUCCCCCACAUCAAGGUGGGUCCCGAGGAGACACCCCGCCUUCAGUACCUUCGCUUCGCGUCUGUCAGCCUGUACCCCAGUAACGAGGACGUCAGCUUGGCAGUCUCCCGAAUCCUCAAGUCCUUCAACUACCCCUCGGCCAGUCUCAUCUGCGCCAAGGCUGAGUGCCUGCUGCGAUUGGAGGAACUGGUGCGUGGCUUCCUCAUCUCCAAGGAGACGCUGUCAGUGAGGAUGUUGGACGACAGCCGGGACCCCACGCCACUGCUCAAGGAGAUCCGUGAUGACAAGGUGUCCACCAUCAUCAUCGACGCCAACGCCUCCAUCUCCCACCUCAUCCUCCAUAAGGCCUCGGAACUGGGAAUGACCUCAGCGUUUUACAAGUACAUCCUCACCACCAUGGACUUCCCCAUCCUGCAUCUGGACGGUAUUGUGGAGGACUCCUCCAACAUCCUGGGCUUCUCCAUGUUCAACACGUCCCACCCCUUCUACCCUGAGUUUGUCCGCAGCCUCAACAUGUCCUGGAGGGAGAACUGUGAAGCCAGCACCUACCCGGGCCCUGCGCUGUCAGCUGCCCUGAUGUUUGACGCCGUGCACGUGGUGGUGAGCGCUGUCCGAGAGCUGAACCGCAGCCAGGAGAUCGGUGUGAAGCCGCUGGCCUGUACAUCGGCCAACAUUUGGCCCCACGGGACCAGCCUCAUGAACUACCUGCGCAUGGUAGAGUAUGAUGGGCUGACCGGGCGGGUCGAGUUCAACAGCAAAGGGCAGAGAACCAACUACACCCUGCGCAUCCUAGAAAAGUCCCGGCAGGGCCACCGUGAGAUUGGGGUGUGGUACUCUAACCGCACCCUGGCCAUGAAUGCCACCACCCUGGACAUCAACCUGUCGCAGACACUGGCCAACAAGACACUGGUGGUCACAACCAUCCUGGAGAACCCAUACGUCAUGCGCCGGCCCAACUUCCAGGCCCUGUCGGGGAAUGAACGCUUCGAGGGCUUCUGCGUGGACAUGCUGCGGGAGCUGGCCGAGCUGCUGCGCUUCCGCUACCGCCUGCGGUUGGUGGAGGAUGGGCUGUACGGGGCGCCCGAGCCCAACGGCUCCUGGACGGGCAUGGUUGGCGAGCUCAUCAACCGGAAGGCAGACCUGGCUGUGGCCGCCUUCACCAUCACAGCUGAGCGGGAGAAGGUCAUCGACUUUUCCAAGCCCUUUAUGACCCUGGGGAUCAGCAUCCUCUACCGAGUGCACAUGGGCCGCAAGCCUGGCUACUUCUCCUUCCUGGACCCCUUCUCCCCUGCUGUGUGGCUCUUCAUGCUUCUUGCCUACCUGGCUGUCAGCUGCGUCCUGUUUCUGGCUGCCAGGCUGAGCCCCUACGAGUGGUAUAACCCGCACCCGUGCCUGCGGGCACGCCCCCACAUCCUGGAGAACCAGUAUACGCUGGGCAACAGCCUGUGGUUUCCCGUGGGGGGCUUCAUGCAGCAGGGCUCGGAGAUCAUGCCCCGGGCGCUGUCCACGCGCUGUGUCAGCGGAGUCUGGUGGGCCUUCACCUUGAUCAUCAUCUCCUCCUACACGGCCAACCUGGCCGCCUUCCUCACCGUGCAGCGCAUGGAGGUGCCUGUGGAGUCGGCCGAUGACCUGGCAGAUCAGACCAACAUCGAGUAUGGCACCAUCCACGCUGGCUCCACCAUGACCUUCUUCCAGAAUUCACGGUACCAAACGUACCAGCGCAUGUGGAACUACAUGCAGUCGAAGCAGCCCAGCGUGUUUGUCAAGAGCACAGAAGAGGGCAUUGCCCGCGUCCUCAACUCCCGCUACGCCUUCCUGCUUGAGUCCACCAUGAACGAGUACCACCGGCGCCUCAACUGCAACCUCACCCAGAUCGGGGGACUCCUUGACACCAAGGGCUACGGCAUCGGCAUGCCGCUGGGCUCCCCAUUCCGGGAUGAGAUCACACUGGCCAUCCUGCAGCUUCAGGAGAACAACCGGCUGGAGAUCCUGAAGCGCAAGUGGUGGGAGGGGGGCCGGUGCCCCAAGGAGGAGGACCAUCGAGCUAAAGGUUUGGGCAUGGAGAACAUUGGCGGCAUUUUUGUCGUGCUCAUCUGUGGCCUCAUCAUUGCUGUCUUCGUGGCAGUCAUGGAAUUCAUAUGGUCCACACGGAGGUCAGCUGAGUCCGAGGAGGUGUCGGUGUGCCAGGAGAUGCUGCAGGAGCUGCGCCACGCCGUUUCUUGCCGCAAGACGUCGCGUUCCCGCCGGCGCCGACGCCCGGGUGGCCCGAGCCGGGCCCUGCUGUCACUGCGCGCGGUCCGCGAGAUGCGCCUCAGCAACGGCAAGCUCUACUCGGCCGGCGCGGGCGGGGAUGCGGGCGGCGCGCACGGGGGCCCGCAGCGCCUCCUGGACGACCCGGGGCCCCCCAGCGGAGCCCGACCCGCCGUCCCCACCCCCUGCACCCACGUGCGCGUCUGCCAGGAGUGCCGGCGCAUCCAGGCGCUGCGGGCCUCGGGGGCCGGCGCGCCUCCGCGUGGCCUGGGCGCCCCCGCCGAAGCCACCAGCCCGCCCCGGCCGCGGCCUGGCCCCGCCGGCCCCCGGGAGCUGGCGGAGCACGAGUGACCACGGGCGGGGCUGUGCGGGCGCCCGGACUGACAGCAGGGACGGGGCCCGCCCCAGGCCCCAACAGUCUCCGCUCCCGCAGCGGGCGCGGGACAGGACUUGUGCGCCGGCGCCCCGGACGCCGCGAUUUUGCCUUUGGUUCCCGGUGAAGUCCCAGGCCCGGCUCUGGAGCCCGCCUGCGCCCCCCAGUGGACUCGCGAGAGGGUGCCGCGGGCGAGAAGGGCGCAGGAACCGAGGACUCCAGGGGCUGGCGACUUCGGGGGCCGCUCUGGGAAGCGGAAAGCAGUCAGCGGAGAGGACCCCAUUCUGGGACUGCUCAGGCUCCCCAAGACUUGACGCAGCCCCCCACGCUUCUGGAGGUGGGGAGGGCCUCUGGACAGAUGGGUGUCCCCUGGUGCCCCUCCACUCUUCUCUUCCUCUCUUUUUUGGGGGGAGAAACCUCGGAAUUUCUAUGAGACCUCCCCCAGGGAGGGGGUCAAUUGGGCCCCCAUCCCUCCCCUUGCCACAUCUCAGCCCCUGUUGGAAUAAAAAAAAGAACAAAACCCCAGAA
Pongo pygmaeus (Bornean orangutan) is the source of this 3662-nucleotide messenger RNA. It is a transcript of the gene GRIK5, whose product is annotated as glutamate ionotropic receptor kainate type subunit 5. The transcript is spliced from 20 exons. Gene Ontology annotation, molecular function: ligand-gated monoatomic ion channel activity; signaling receptor activity. The coding region runs from base 170 to 3112 and encodes 980 amino acids. NCBI's taxonomy places the organism in Eukaryota, Metazoa, Chordata, Mammalia, Primates, Hominidae. Gene Ontology annotation, biological process: monoatomic ion transport. The record is from RefSeq and is a predicted model, not a curated record. Gene Ontology annotation, cellular component: membrane.